Molecule: messenger RNA, 4067 nt
Organism: Rhagoletis zephyria (snowberry fruit fly)
Lineage: Eukaryota; Metazoa; Arthropoda; Insecta; Diptera; Tephritidae
Gene: nolo
Product: ADAMTS-like no long nerve cord
Biological process (GO): extracellular matrix organization; proteolysis
Cellular component (GO): extracellular matrix
Molecular function (GO): metalloendopeptidase activity
Source: RefSeq, a predicted model, not a curated record
GUAACCUGCGGCCAAGGCUUGCAAAUGCGUGGCGUUGAAUGCAAAUCGUCCACCGGCAGACAUAGCGCCAAAUGCGACCCAGUUACGAAGCCCGCAUCCGUGCAGCCAUGCGCGACGGGGGUCUCUUGUGAUAGCGGUGGUACAAUUAUACUCGGCAGCAGCGGGCCACGCGCAGCGUCCGAUGACGGUGAUCUUGACGAGGAGGAGGAUGAGGACGAUGAUGAUUCUGCGGAUGUUGACGAUGUCGACGACGAAGGCGGUGACGAAUCUGGCGAUGCUCGCAAUGAUGAUGAUGCCGGUUUAGUGUCAUAUAACGAUGAGUCCGGACCGCAGUAUGCGCAUCGCUCGAUCAGUCAUUUGCAUCAUGAUGAGCCGCAACAGCCACGCGCCGAGCGCCUAACUAGCGGUGGCGGUGGUGGUUAUGGUUAUCGCAGUAAUUCGGAUCCAGAAACGCAGGUGCCUGCUGGCGAUCCAAGCUUCGUCAAGGACUCCGAGUGGUCACCUUGCAGCGUCACCUGCGGCGAGGGUGUCCGCCGGCGUGUUUUUCGCUGCAAAAUCUUCCUCGAAUACUCACGCACCAUUGCCACCGUCAACGAUUCGCUCUGCGAAGGCAUCAAACCGCACGAUGAAGUUGAGCGUUGCGUCGGCGAACCAUGCAUGUUGCCCUCGCACCCCUAUGAUGAACAAUAUCCACGCGACUCGAUCAAAGUAGGCGUCUCCGAGCCGGGCAAAACGUAUGUGUGGCGCGAACAAGGCUACACCUCGUGCAGCGCUAGCUGUUUGGGUGGCGUUGAGGAGCUCAUCGUAAAUUGCGUGCGUGAGGAUAACGGACGCGUUGUAUCGCCAUUCCUGUGUUCACAUGAUACGAAGCCAGAAGCGCGCGUACGCACUUGCAACGAUCGACCCUGCCCACCACGUUGGAAUUACUCCGACUAUACACCCUGCUCGAAGUCGUGUGGCAUCGGCAUUAAAACGCGCGAAGUGCAAUGCAUACACGAAGUGACGCGCGGCGGUGAGAAUACAAUGGUGGUGCCGAAUAGCAUGUGUCCACAGCCGCCACCAGCCGAUCGCCAGUACUGCAAUGUGCUCGACUGUCCGGUGCGUUGGGAGGUGGGCGAGUGGUCGAAAUGUUCGCACACUUGCGGCUAUGGCAUUAAAGAGCGCAAGGUGGAGUGCAAGCAGAUAAUGGCACAGGAGCAUAAAAUCGAACGGCCUGAAUCGAUGUGUUCCAGCGCUAAGCCGCCAGACAAGAAGCCAUGCAAUGUGAAACCCUGUCCACUUGAGGAUCCGAAGCCAGUUAUACAAGUCAGCAAUACUACACACAUACAACACGAUCCGAAAAAGUCGAAAAUCACACUCAAAGUAGGUGGCGCUGCAGUGGUCUUCUUUGGCACGCAAGUGAAAAUAAAGUGUCCAGUGAAACGUUAUAAUCGCACAAAGAUAAAGUGGAGUAAGGAUCACAAACCGUUGGCGCGUUCAAGGAAGUUUAAAGUGUCAAAGAAAGGCGCUUUGCGUAUAUUGGACAUAACAUUCCGUGAUGCUGGUGUGUAUUCGUGUCAUGCGGGACAUAGUUCGGCGGAGAUCAACAUUGAAGUGAAGGCGAAGCCUGGACAGCAGCCGGAAGAGCUGAAAUUACAGGAAUCAGAGCGUUUGGUUCGUGAACGCGAUGGCACAGAAGCAUUAACUUCUGCCGAUAUGACCACAGUUGGAGAUGCCACGAACAGCUCACAAUCCACACGCCGCAAACAACAAAAUGGGCGUGAACGCAAUCGACGACCCAAAACCGAUGAGGCACAAAAUGUGGACAGCAACAUCAUGGAGAACGAGUCGCAAUUAGUACAACAGGCCAACGAAAGUGGCGGCAGUGAAGCGCCAAAAUCUACAAGCGCCACCAAUGGUGGCAGUCGCACCAGUAUUCUACUAGCGAUGCCAUACUUCCAGGCGCUACUCAGCAAUCUGCAGCACUUGUGGUCUUUACAGAAAUUCGGCAAUUCAAGAGGACAUCACAUGCUAUUCGACAAGGGUCUACAAUUCGGCAUCGAUUUGGAAAAUUUCGAACAGGACGAACCGGCGCGACCACAAAUCGACACUAAAGAUGUACUAGCGUUCACAUCAACAGCUGCAGCAUCAUCAGAACCGUUGGCUAGAUCAUCGCUUACAGCCGUGGUAGACAUGAAUGGCAGCAACAAUGAGUGGCACGCACAGGUAGCAACAGACCGUAUAAGCGCCAUCAUCAGCACAACUACAGCAGCAACAACAACAACAUUUGGCAAGGCAACACAUGAGGCCGACUCACCACAUUCACCGCAUGCCAGAUGGCAGAAGCAGGGUGGCGAGGCCGAGGCCACAGCGGCACCCGGUAAUCAUGUCACGUACGAAUGGCGCAUCAGUGACUGGUCCGAAUGUUCGGAGAAGUGUGGCAUUGCGGGCGGCGCAGGUUUGCGGCGUCGCUCAAUCACUUGUGUACGUUUACGCCAUCACACGCCCACCAACAACGCUUUGGAGUCGCAUGUCGAGGCCGACAUCGAGGUGGUUGACAACGCGUACUGCGCCGAUUAUGGCCUGAGCAUUCCUGACACGUUCGAAGUGUGCGGCCAGGAGGAGUGUGCCCGUUGGCAGGCUGGCGAGUGGACAUUGUGUCAGCGUGCACGUUGCUUCGGUCGCAAUACAGCCAUACAAAAGCGUGAAGUCAAGUGUCGCUAUGCGAAUGGCACAGAGGCAACGGACGCCUGCAGUGUGUCACAGCGUCCCAUUAGUCGACAGGAGUGCUAUAGUGAACGUUGUAAGGGUGUUUGGCGUGUGGAGCCAUGGUCGGAGUGUAAUGCGCAAUGCGGUCGCCAGGGAAUUAAAUACCGCAUUUUACAGUGUGUUUGGUAUGGCACACGACGACCGGCGGGCAAUGCGUGUCGCCAUCAGCCGCGUCCUGCGGUAAUGAAAGUGUGCAAGAGUCCGCCCUGCUAUACGAAGUCUUUUGAUCAAUGCAAGGACACUUCACGAUAUUGCCGCAAUGUACGCUCGAUGGGUUUAUGUCGAUUACAUCGUUACCAAGAGAAAUGUUGUAAAUCUUGCAAAUUCAAUGCUUACUACAAUUAACGACAACUCUAUUAUUGGAAAAAGCUGUAAGCGAUAAAGUUUGCGGCUAUGGCUGUGUGUGAGGUAGAGAUCGGUAAAAAAAAAGAGAACUCGUUGGUGUAGUAGCAAAGCUAAAGCAUCAGGAGUUACAAAAACAAACUCACACAACACCACAAAAAAAUAUAAAAAUGAAAUAAAAAUAAGUCAGCAGCAUUCAUCGCGAAAAUCACGAAAGAGGAAGGAAACGAGUCAGCGUUCGACCACUACAACUACCACAAAACACAAAACACAAAAGUAAGAUAAAGUAAUCAUAAUAAAUAGUGAUAGGAUUAAAGGAGACUUCAUAGCGAUUCGUAAAACCGAAGAGGGGGUCAUUAAUUAAAAAAAAAUACGAAAACCUUGUAUGCAAACCAAAAACUAAUUGAAGCGAAUGGUUUGGCAGCAAUGGCAGACAAGCAAAUUACUACAAAAUAAUCUAUUUAUUAUAAAUAGCAAUAAAUAAAUUGAAUGCAUACAGAGCGCGCAACUAAAUAAAUGAAAGCCAAUUCAAAUGAAACUAACUAAGGACACUUUAUAUGAAUAUACAAAAUAAAACAAAAACAUAUUUACAUAAGUGCAUAAAUACCUUAGUAAUAACAACAAUAAAACAGCAGAACAAAAACGAACAAAUGAACGUAGUGAAAGAGCAAAUAACGCAGCGUAAAUAGGCGAGCAGGCAAGACAACAAAAGACCACAUAUACACAUACACAAAAAGGCAUCUCAUACAUACUACACGCAUAACAACAAAGAAUGCAUAUAUAACUACAUAAUAGAAAAAAUUCUAUACAAAAAGUGAAAAGCAAAUAAAUGAGAUGAAUGCACUUUAAAUUAAAUAUACAGUUAUAUACUAUAUGUAUUAAUGUCAACAUAUACGGUGGCAGGCCACCAAAUAGGGGCGCGACAUUUUAACAAGGUUUGUCUGCUUUUUUCUUUUUAUUUAAUUUUAAUUGCUUUU